Labeo rohita (rohu) is the source of this 7289-nucleotide messenger RNA. It is a transcript of the gene pard3ab, whose product is annotated as par-3 family cell polarity regulator alpha, b. Lineage: Eukaryota; Metazoa; Chordata; Actinopteri; Cypriniformes; Cyprinidae. Gene Ontology annotation, molecular function: protein binding; phosphatidylinositol binding. Gene Ontology annotation, cellular component: adherens junction; apical plasma membrane; apical junction complex. Bases 224 to 4270 code for a protein of 1348 amino acids. The record is from RefSeq and is a predicted model, not a curated record. The transcript is spliced from 25 exons. Gene Ontology annotation, biological process: establishment of cell polarity; establishment of centrosome localization; cell adhesion.
AUCACGGCGCGGUUCCCGUACACAGAUCCCAAACACUAAACAGGUGGUCAUACACCGCCACACAGCGCCCGCCGCGAUGAAACGAAACGGGUACCGAUCGUAACGUACACCGAGCCGUCAAGGUGCUGAACCAAAGAUUAUUAAUGAUCUGGACACCAGAACACGGGAGCCUUUGAUCCCGAGUUUCCCUUGGAUUCGGGAAGGUCUAAGGAGAGUUGGAACUAUGAAAGUGACGGUGUGUUUUGGGAGAACUCGGGUCGUGGUUCCGUGCGGAGAUGGCAACAUUAAAGUGCACUCGCUCGUCCAGCAGGCCGCGAUGCGGUACAGGAGAGCGAUCGCUAAGGGGGAAGAGUACUGGGUUCAGGUGUACCGGCUGGAACAUGGCGAUGGAGGAAUUCUUGACCUGGAUGAUGUUCUGUGUGAUGUGGCCGAUGACAAAGACAGAUUGGUGGCAGUGUUUGACGAACAAGAGCCUCAUGUCGGAGGUGACGGCACCAGCGCGAGUUCAACAGGCACACAAUCGCCGGAGCUCUUCUCUGGAGAGCCGUCCACCUCCACCCCACUGUCUGCCUUUCAGCCGUAUCUGCCCCACAGCGAGAUAGAGGUCACCACGUCCACGCUUCGAACCAACAUGCCUUUGCAUGUUCGCCGCAGUAGCGAUCCGGCUUUGUUGAACCUGACAGCGAUGUCCUUCUCAGAGCCUGGCUCACAACCCGAAGAACCUUCCAGAAAAAAUCCCACACGCUGGUCCACAACCGCCGGCUUCCUGAAACCACGUUUAUCUACAGGAACCAACAGUCUGGAGAGAAAGGGCCGAGGUGUCGACACAUAUCGUAGUCUUCCUCGUGAUGCAGGGCAGUGGUCAAAUCAGAAAGAGUUUCAGCGUGAGAAGGCCCGUUCUUCACUCAGCGCCAAUCAUCCCAUGGUGGACCGCUGGCUGGAGAGACAAGAACAGGAUGAGGAGGAAAAUGGUAGGAUCGAGCCAGUGGGACGUGCGGAUACAUGUUUAGAGCACAUGGGAGUGAGAUCGCUGGAUGAUAUAGUGAAAUUGGUGGAAGUGUCUAAUGACGGAGGACCACUCGGUAUCCAUGUCGUGCCUUUCAGUGGACGAGACCGCAGGACGUUGGGUCUGCUGGUGAAACGUUUGGAGCGCGGAGGGAAGGCUGAUAUCCAGGGUUUGUUUCAGGAGAAUGACUGCAUCGUUCGGAUCAAUAAUGGAGACCUGCGGAAUGUCCGAUUCGAGCAAGCUCAGAACAUGUUUCGUCAAGCAAUGCGUUCUCCCGUCAUCCUAUUCCAUGUGGUACCAUCCACCAUGAGAUCCCACUACGAGCAGAUAUCCCAUAAUGAACACAACCCUAGAGCGAACAUUGACCUUUCUGGACGUUUCAGCCCUGACUCUCUCACCAGUGACUCAGUCGGCCUGGAUCACGCCGCUCACCGAUUGGCACAGCACAGGCCACACCCACCAAAUAACCAUUCAGAUUCCAGCUCUCCCAUCCAUCAUCCUGUUGGCUCAUCAGGGAAGCCUCCAUCAGGACACGCUUCCUCUCCCCAAAGAGGAUUAAGCCCCGCCCCCACAUCCGGCUUCACCAAGAAAGUUGGGCGGAGACUUGGAAUCCAGCUUAGAAAAGGGCCUGAAGGUCUCGGGUUCAGCAUCACGUCAAGAGAUGUCCCUCUUGGAGGCUCCGCCCCUAUUUACGUGAAGAACAUUCUGCCAAGAGGAGCUGCCAUACAAGACGGAAGACUGAAAGCAGGGGAUAGAUUACUAGAGGUCAAUGGGGUGGAUCUCAAUGGGCGUGGUCAGGAAGAGGUGGUAUCUCUGCUGAGGGCGACGCCCAUGGGUGGGACCGUGAGCCUUCUGGUACUGAGACAGGAAGAGACCUUUCUACCCAGAGAGAUGAGCACAGAACCAGCAAUGCAGAACACAAGAGAAUGGAAGGUAGAAGACGAGGAGUUGGUCUUAACCCCAGAUGGGACACGUGAGUUCCUGACGUUGGAAGUACCUCUUAGUGAUUCUGGCUCGGCGGGUUUAGGAGUCAGCGUCAAGGGUAACAGGUCAAAGGAGAGCCACGCUGACUUGGGCAUCUUCGUCAAGUCUAUUAUCAAUGGAGGAGCAGCAUGCAAGGACGGAAGGCUGCGAGUCAACGAUCAGCUAAUCGCAGUCAAUGGGGAGUCGUUGUUAGGGAAGACAAAUCAGGACGCCAUGGAAACGCUGCGCAAGUCCAUGUCAACGGAGGGCAACAAGAGAGGGAUGAUUCAGCUAAUUGUUGCAAGACGAAUCAACAAACGCCUUGAGGGUGAGAGCCGAUCCAGUCCCCGAGGGUUAGAGCGAACCCUAAGCCCGUCUCCUGACGACCACGAGCGACGGAUCUCACACUCGCUAUAUGGAAUCGAAGGGCUUGAUGACAACCUGAGGCCACAAGCCAACACAAAUAAUCGUAAAAUGAAUCAUUAUCAGCUCUCGCCAACGGUCAACAUGCCUCAGGAUGACACGGUCAUAAUUGAAGACGACAGGCCACGUGUUCUCCCCGCCCAGCUGUCUGACCAGUCGUCAUCCAGUUCUCACGAUGACAUGGGUUUCGCUGUGGAGACACCUCCACCGCCACCCUGGGACCAAGAGCUUCCUGACAGCACUGCCAAUGCUAAUGGUGAGGGGGUGUUUCAGAGGGAAGGUUUUGGCAGGCAAAGCAUGUCUGAGAAACGCACCAAGCAGUAUGGAGAUGCAAGCCAACUUGACAUCAUCAAGACCCGCAAGUCCAAGAGCAUGGACCUAGUGGCUGAUGAGAUUAACCUCACACACUACACAGAAAACAGAAAAGGCUCCUCCUCACAUGAUGUUGGCCCGUCUCUCGGCCUGAAGAAGUCCAGCUCUCUGGAAAGUUUACAGACUGCCGUCGCUGAGGUGACUCUCAACGGCGACAUGCCUUUUCACCGGCCGCGGCCACGCAUCAUAAGGGGGCGGGGCUGCAACGAGAGCUUCCGGGCCGCAAUUGACAAAUCGUACGACAGGCCAACAGCCAAUGAGGAUGAAGAGGAGUGCAUGGACACAUUGGAGGAGGACACUGAAGGAAGCUCUCGAUCAGGGCGGGAUUCGGUUUCCACGGUAGCUGAUCUCACUCCGCUUCCCGUCACCGAGCAACAGCUGAUCAAUGGCAACCAGCCCCAAAACGACAAGAAGAAAGAAAAAGGGGGGAAGGACAAAAAGAAGCCGGAGAAGGAAAAGGGUAAAACAAAGAAAGGAAUGCUCAAGGGUCUUGGAGAGAUGUUCAGGUUCGGGAAGUACCGUAAGGACGAGCGUAUGGAUGGUCCAAAGUGGAAGUCAGAGGAAACUCAUGCAUCGGAGGAAGAGACGCGCAGAAUGAGACAAGAACAAGAGAGGAUCCAGGCUAAAACGCGAGAGAUUCGUCAGCGUCAGGCCAGAGAGCGAGACUAUGCUGAGAUCCAAGACUUCAGCCGGUCCACCCUGACCUCACUUCCUCCCGAGGAGCCUCCAUACGCCGGCAUCGGCUCUUUGGAACACGGCGGGUACCAUCGGAUCCACACGCCUCCGGACUCACCGUACACACAUAAACAGAACGCCCGUAACGGACACCCCUCUACGUCAGACAGGCUGACGCCCAGCAACCACGACCGAAUCCAGCGCCUACGCCAGGAGUUCCAGCAGGUCAGACAGGAAGAGGCGGAGCCAGAUGAUCGCCACAGAGCCUACAGCAUGGAGCAGCCCUGGUCCAACUGCAGCUCGCAGACAUCAUCUGGCCGUCAUUCAGUGUCUGUGGAGGUGCAGUUACAGAGGCAGGAAGCCAGAGAUGCUUUCACACACGCUCAGAGACAGUACAGCUCUCUGCCACGCCACCCUCGUAAGACGCCUGCCCCGGCCUCAGAGAGCGAGUGGGAGAGGACGUGUCCACCCGGAGACGGUUUUCAGGCAGCUAAAGACAGCGGCCGUUACUCCAGCUACCAGGGACCCCGUUCCGUCCCGCGCACCGUUCCUCGUACUGGCUGCAGGAAUGGCCUCUCCGCUCAGCCCAGCAGUUCCUCAGUGGGUGGCGGCUACAAUGCACGUGUCCUCCUGGAGGCCCAGGAGCUCCUGCGACAGGAACAGAGACGCAGGGAACAAGAAAUGAAAGGAAGAGCCCCGUCAAUGCGGUUAGACUACGAAUCCCAGGAUUCCAAAGGGCCCCACAGACAGGACGUCCCACCUUCCCCUUCCCAGGUUGUCCGGCUCAGCCGCAUACACACACCUGAGAAAACACGCCCGUUUUUGUCAUGAGGAAAAAGGAAGACCUUGUUUUUCAAAGAGACAUACAUUUAUGUGACUCCCCGAGUGCCUUUUCUUUAUGAGGUCACAGUGGUCCCGCCCAAUCUGACAGCUGAUUGGUGCGUCCAGAGGCAAGAAGACUCUUGAUUCGCUGUGAGGACCUUCACGCUCUGACAAUCAGCCUGACACACCUGUUCCUCUGUAGAACGUAUGUAGAACUUGAUCAAAAUGAGCAGUUUUCCUGCUUUGCACAGGUUUUGAUGAAGUUUUGAUGAAGUUUUGAUGAAGUUUUGUGAAGUAGAGCUUUUUUUUUUACUAAGAUUUAUCAGAUGAAUUCGUACUCAUCAGGUGAAAGUGGUCAGUUAAACUUACAUUUGAUGUCGCUAGUAGGGAAAAAAAGUGGAACUUGAGUACAAGUGGCCCAGCAAACCUAGCGAUGCCACUGGAUGUAGUCACAUAUUUAAAGAACUCGACAAAUCUAGGUACAAAACACACAGUGAGAGUGACAGACUCCUGGGAUUCCAGCAAAAAGAGAAAAUCCCAAAAAUGCAUUGGAAAAGAAGAGAGAAGGAAAAUGGGGUCACAGAUAGCAGGUCAUUAAUUGAUGCUCCUCAUUAAAUUUUCAGAGCUCUUUCACACACAGACACAGAACCCACGACCCACUGCUGCCUGCCAGGUGUGUGUGUGUGUGUGAGAGUUCCUGGCUCCCAGAUGACCCACACUGAAUUUUUCAUCACACACACCAGCUGCCCCUGUAUUGACAGGCCACCACUGUGUGAAAGUUCAGACAAAAAGAUUGUCUUCCACUCUCCCUAAAACAUGCAUAAAUGCACACACACAGAGAGGCUGUGUUUGGAAUACCAUACUAGCACUACAUCUAUAUAUAAAAUAUGUAAAACUAUAUCAAAUAUGUAUGGAUUGAUUUUUAUAUAUAUGCUUUUUUUUCCCCAUGUGUGAUUAUACAGAUGUAGGGUAAGUGCAGGCUUAAUAUAUGUAACAUGAGCAAAAGAGAGAGCUUAAAAUAGUUACGAAAAGUUUAGACUUUCUGAAACUAAAUUUCAGUAUUAUUAUUUGUAGUUUAAUAUUAAUAUUAAAAAUAAUUAGAUAUAUUUAUUUAUAUAUUAAUUAUUUGCAAUUAUUUUAAACUUUAUAUAUAUAUAUAUAUAUAUAUAUAUAUAUAUAUUAUAAACUUACAUGUACAUAUAAGUACAUUUAUUAUAAGUAUUUAGCAUUUAUUAUAAAUACAUUUUAUUUCUUUUUACUUUAUUAAACUCCAAAUACUAAUAUUGGCCCAAUUUUAAUAAACACUCAAUUUUUUGGUAAUUUCACAGUUUCUUAAAAAGAGUAAAAAAUACAACUUACAAUGUGUAUAAUUUAAUAUAUUUAAUUAUCUUUAAUUCAUUUUAAUCUAGUCCAAUUUUAAGAAACUUUCAAUUUUUUGUUAAUUUGACAGUUUUGUAAAAAUGCAAAAAAAUUACUAUUUUUUUUUCCAGAUGUUCACAUUCUCAAUGUAUGUGCAUAAUUAAAUAUAUUUAAUGAUCUUCAAUUAAUAUUAAACUACAAGUAAUAAUAGUCUGAUUUUAGGAAACUUUUAAUUUUGGGGAAUUUCUUUAAACAAGAGUAAAAAUGCAAAUUUUCCCCCUAGAUAAUGACACUUUCUAUAUGUGUAUAAUGCAAUUUUUUUUUUUUUUUUAGAUGAUGACAUAUUUAAUAAUCUUUUAUUAAUAUUAAACUACAAUAAUAGGCCAAUUUUAAGAAACUCUCAAUUUUUUCAUAAUGUCACAGUUUUUUUACAACAUUAAAAAUGCAAAGUAGUUUUUUUUUUUUUUUUUUUUUUUUUUUUUUUUUUUUUUUUUCAUUUCAUAUGAUGACAUUCUCUGUGUAUGUGUAUAAUUAUAUAAUUUUUAUAUUUUUUUCUGGGUGAUGAAUCUCUGAAAUAUAUGUAUAGAGAGAGAGUGAGAGAGAGAGGAUUGAAUAGUAUGCAUGGUAGAAUUCCGUUUCAAACAGAGCCACUCACCGUUCUUUAAAUAGAUGGAUACAUUGAGGGAUUUUAUUGAUCAUUUACGUACGAAGUCUUUAGCUACUCAUAUUCUCUUAUAGCCCCGCCUCUUUGCUCUCAGCUCCGCCCCUAACAGCUGCCAAGAUGGAGAAUCUCCACGACACUAAUGCGUUUUGAGAUCUCAAACUAGAACUUUAAGUCUCUGUAAGUUCUGGGCUUUGAAUCAAGAGCUCCCGUUGAGCUGAGACACUCGGCGACUGGAGUGUAAGAGGCUAGGUCAACGCUCUGUGUGUGUGCAUGCGUGUACGUGCGCGGGGGCAGUGCCAUAUGAGCCAGCCGAUGCUCGUUUGACACAUAACAGUGGGACACAUGGUGCGCAACACACUCUACUGCCCAGGCACAGAUGGUUGGGUGCGUUCGGUGUGUGCGUGUGUGAGAGAGGAUAUCAAGAUGAUAACAUGAAAAGAGCUUCAGUACGACACGACUAAACAAUCAAGACAUUUCGGUUUUUAUUGUCUUCUUUGUUCCUCCGUAUCUAUUAUGGAAAUUAGCUUGUGAUCUUGCUCCGCUCGUCCUGUUUUGUACAUUUGCCUCCUUUUUAACCUUUUCAAAUGAACAAAACCUCUUUUGCACCUUUUUAAAUGUCAGAUUUCUAGAUUGUAACAAUUUUAAUGAAGAAGCAUUAAAUAUGUGCCGCCUUUGACACAGAUUCUGUUAUUUAUGUGUGUAUCCUAGCAACCGUCUCCAUAUGCUGUUCUAAAAGGUCAGAGGUCACGAGCGGGCAGUGAUACGGACUCCAAUGGACUUAUGGUUUCCAAUGGACUCAUGUCAGAUUUUCUUUAUUUUUUUGUGUUAGUUUGUUUACAGGUCUCUGUACAGGGUUUUUCGCUUUUCGUUUCUGCUUUUGUGUCUGUUAUUUUGUGUUGUUUAUACGCUGUUCAGAAAUCGGUGAUGUUUAGAAACACAGCAGCUGUUUGGUCUGUACAAAUCUCUUGUAAAAUAAAGGAAGGGGAUGCUCUUCUAUUUGCCGUA